Molecule: messenger RNA, 1339 nt
Organism: Gossypium arboreum
Lineage: Eukaryota; Viridiplantae; Streptophyta; Magnoliopsida; Malvales; Malvaceae
Product: thiamine phosphate phosphatase-like protein
Exons: 4
Coding region: 166-903 (245 amino acids)
Molecular function (GO): phosphatase activity
Source: RefSeq, a predicted model, not a curated record
UCAACAUCAAGAUUUAAUUGUAAUCUCACAUUAGUUUAUACAACUGACGGCGACGAUAAGUUUAAUCGUUUAGUGACCAAGUACCUAACUUCAAUCUGAUACAGUCUCCCCACCCCCCAAAUAGUCAACAGAUUUGAGGCGGGGGUGUCGGAGAGUCCCCUAAAAAUGGCGGCUAUAGUGGUGGUCUUUGACUUUGAUCGGACGUUAAUAGACGGGGACAGCGACAGUUGGGUGGUGACGGAGAUGGGCCUCUCCGACCUCUUCCAUCAACUCCGAUCUACCUUGCCUUGGAAUUCCCUCAUGGAUAGGAUGAUGAAGGAGCUUCAUUCCCGAGGGGAAACUGCUGACGAUAUUGCAGAAUGCUUGAAAAAGACUCCGGUACAUCCCAGAAUUGCUGCCGCCAUUAAAGCCGCCCAUGCUUUUGGAUGCGACUUGAGGAUACUUAGUGAUGCAAAUCAGUUUUUCAUUGAGAAAAUUUUGGAGCAUCAUGAUCUGUUGGGUUGCUUCUCAAAGAUCUAUACAAAUCCAACCUUCGUAGAUGAAGAAGGAAGGCUUAGGAUCUUCCCUUAUCAUGACUCUACCUUAUCUCCACAUGGGUGCAGCCUAUGUCCUUCAAAUUUGUGCAAGGGUCAAGUACUUAACAAUAACCAAGCUUCUGCUCCUGAAAGCGAAAGGCAGAAUUUUAUCUACCUGGGAGAUGGGUCAGGUGAUUACUGCCCAACUUUGAAGCUUGGAGACAAGGAUUAUGUGAUGCCAAGGAAGAACUACCCUUUAUGGAACUGUAUUUUUAGUGACCGAGCUUUUGUCAAAGCAGAAGUUCGUGAAUGGAGCAACGGUGAAGAGCUUGAAGGAAUCUUGCUCCACCUCAUUAACAGAAUAUCCUCAGAACGAAGCAUCUUGUAACAUUUUUUCUCAAUUGAACUCAUCUAAUUGCAAGCUCCAUAUUUCAGUGUCUUCGCCCAAAGCCUUAAACCAUGGAGGUGCUAAUAUUGCUUCUAUACUUACAAUUACACCAUAUGAAUGCGGAAUUCUUGUUUCAUCCCUUAGGCUCAAAAUUCUCUGGCGUUUACAUUCAUCACAACUUAUUCUUGUCUCAUUUCAUAUCGGAUCAAUGUUUGGAAAUCACCUUCCAGACUUAAGGUAUAUUGGUGGAUAACUGAGAACCUUGGUUUGCAAAAAAUUAUUAGAUCAGGCAGACAUAUUCUAUAAGAAUCUGUUCUGAUUCAGUCGUUUAUCAUUAUUCUUGAAUGCUAAUAAUGUUGUUUAGAUGACAUGUUAAAGAUUAUAAAGAAUUAAUUCGGGAAAUAUCAUGGACUAUAUAUACAUAGUUUUCAUAGAA